CCGCGUCUGGACCAAUGGAGAGCGGCCGCCCGGGCACCGGUCGCACGAAAUCGCCAUGGCAACGGGCGCGCUGAGCCUCCCGUUAUGAGCGGCUCGCGUUUAAACGCCAACAAUAACAAAUAACAACAAACAAUACUUAAUAAUGACUACAAUAGCAACAUAAAGCUUGGUUUUCGUGCGGUUCGCCUUGACGCAGCAGCCGCGGACGGACCGCGAGCUGCAACCUCGCCUUGUUUGAAACUGUAGGCCUAGGCUCGCCUGACCCUGUGACUGUUCCUAGAGUUUAUCGUUUAGAGUUUGUGUUUGUUGAUAUUGCGACAUUUAAUUGUUGACUUCGUUUAUAAAGACUCCAAGCGUAAAGAUGAUGGAACUUAAUCUCAGCCGCGUGGACUACCUGCAAGUGGGAGUAACAUCACAGAAAACCAUGAAGCUUUUGCCACCUUCUGGACGCAGAGCCAUGCAGAAGGUUGCUGUUGGAGACCAAAACGGCGUCCUCACGUGCUUUGGCAUCAAGAAAGGCGAAGUCGUGCCAGUGUUCAAGACACUGCCAGGCCCAAAGCUGCAGCGGCUGGAGCUGGGUGGCGCCACUGGCACCCCCCAGGAGAAGGUGUUUGUGGCUGCGGGGCCCGAGGUGCGAGGCUUCACCAAGAAGGGAAAACAGUUCCUGAACUUCGAGACAAACAUGGCGGAGAGCAUCCAAUCUAUGUAUGUCUCCGGUGCAGACCUCUUCCUAUGUGGAAGCUAUAUCUACAAUCACUACAGGGACUGCCAGGACAAGAACUACUUUCUCUCCACGGACAAGAUCAGUGACCUGCUCUGUCUGCCGGCCGAGCGCGUGCCGGACCUCACGCCUGUUCUGGCGUGCAAUGACCGUGUGCUACGGGUGCUCAAGCAAUCAAGUUUACGGUACGAAAUGGAGGUACCCGGCUCGCCGUCAGUGCUCGCCUUGUUUGGUAGAAACGGAGGAGACAGCGGACAGGAUAUUCUGUAUGGCACUGCGGAUGGAAAGCUAGGGUUGUUGCAGAUCAAGCCGACAGAGGCGACACAUCGCUGGGAAAUUGUCAACGAAAAGCGGAGGGGAGGCGUGCUCUGCAUGGACUGCUUCGACAUCCUGGGGGACGGUGUCAAGGACGUGCUGGUGGGACGGGAUGACGGCACGGUUGAGGUGUAUGGCUUCGACUCCGUGGGUGAUCCUGUGCUACGCUACGAGCAUGCUCUUUCUGAAAGCAUCACAUCGAUUCAGGGUGGCUGCGUUGGAAAGGAUGGCUACGAUGAGAUUAUCACAGCCACAUACGCAGGCUGGGUGUCUGGGCUCACCACAGAACCUUUGCAGAAGUCGAUGGGAUCUGGCGAGGAGGUGAAAAUGAGUCGGGAGAUGCAGACUAAACUCGACAACAUAAGGGCAGAGCUGGAGCAGCUCCAGCUGCAGGUGAUGAUGGAGCGUGAUCACUACCAGCUCACGUCGCAGUCCGACUCAGCGGUGGCCACCGUGCCACUCUUCCACGUCAAUGACCGCUUCACGCUGGGCCGCGACGACGCCAGCUACGUUCUGUCCAUCGAGGUGCAGACAGCCAUGGACCACGUCAUGCUGCAGAGCGACGUGCCCAUAGAUUUACUGGAUGUGGAAAAAAACUCAGCUGUGGUGAGCUACAGUGCUUGUGACACCGAGUUAAACGGCAACUUCCUUCUGGCAACAUACCGAUGCCAAGCCAACACGACACGCCUGGAGUUGAAGAUCCGCUCCAUCGAGGGCCAAUACGGCACGCUGCAGGCUUACAUCACGCCACGCCUGCAGCCCAAGACCUGCCAGGUGCGGCAGUACCUUAUCAAGCCGCUGUCGCUGCACCAGCGCGUGCACACCAUCGACGCCAGCCGGCCAAUGAACACGCUGUCACUGACGGGCCAGUUCAGCUGUGCAGAAAUACACUCGUGGGUGGUGUUCUGCCUGCCCGAGCUCCCUGAAAAGGCUCCAGUGGGAGACAGCGUCACGUACUACUUCCAAAACACCUUCCUGGAAACACAGCUGGAGUGCGUUUACAGGAAAGGAGAGGGGGUGUUCAGGUCCGACAACAUCUCUACUAUCUCCAUCCUCAAGGACAUUCUCACUAAGGAGGCCACAAAGAGGAAGAUCAACCUCAACAUCUCCUAUGACAUGAACGAGGACUCAAUUGGACACACGCUGCAGCUAAUCCACCCCAAGCUGGAACACCAACUGAUGCUUGCCAAGAAAGUACAGCUUAUAGACGCCCUCAAGGAACUACAGGUGCAUGAGGGGAACAUGGAUUUCCUGAUUGCGGAGUACCGUGCCAUCCUGCUCGAGGCCGACUCUCUGCAAGAGGAGUUCAAGAAGCAGCCAUCCCAUCUGGAACGUCUCUAUGGUAUGAUAACGGAUCUGUUCAUCGACAAAUUCAAGUUCAAGGGGACGAACGUGAAGAGUCGGGUGCCCAUGCUGUUGGAGGUGCUCGACAACUAUGAGCUCAACACCCUCACGGAGUUUUUCAAUUCUACAUAAAAAAAGCCAUUUCACUUCCCGCUGAUCACAGCCUCCAGACUUGGCUGCACGACACCCAUGACCUCAUCUUCAAAACACCACUGGGAUUGUGGUCUUGAGGGGUUUUCUGCCGCUUAAAAAAAAGUCCCCUCAGUGGUUAUAUUGCAGAAAUUGAUUUCUGUUAGCUAGAUUUGAGUUAUAAACAAUGCAAUGUCAAUGUAUAAGUCACAGCCUACUGUUCAACUCGGCCCUCGACUGUAAAGGACAGAUGGGGAGACUGUUCAGAAUUGUUAAGCCGAGCUUCCCUUUAGGUCUUGGCUAGUACAUGCCUUCACAGCACCAAUGAUUAUCUUUUCAGUUCUAAAAUUAGGCGUUGUCAUUUUGACUGGCAGUUGUAGGUCUACUGGAAGGACAUCUUAAGUCCUCAAGCUCUGCCUUGUUCAACCCUCAAUCUCCCACAGUAUAUAACUGUUGUAUAUUUUAGAGAAACUUACCGUGUACACGUUGAAGCUUAUGGGAAGUCAAAGGUGCAGAAGUGAAUGUAAAAGUAUCCGAAGUAAAAUGCUGAACAUGACAAUACAACACAGCUUUGACUGCAUUGAAAUGUUUGUCUAUACAGUUGAAAAUAUUAAUGAAUGUAGUUUUCACAAUGGCAUUAUGCAACAAACGCAUAUUCCAGCUUUGAUUUUACUGCUGCAUUUAUUAAAGUAAUUUUGCCAAAGUUGUAUAUUUUGUUACAACCUUGUUUACAAGAAAUUGUAAAAUUAACACCAAAAAACUGGAACGUUAUAGCAUGAGGUUAAUAUUCCCUUUUUAUCAUGAUGCGAAAAUCAUCACAUGUACAUUCCUUGACAAAUCAUGUAACAGCAUCACUUAAAGGCUUUUGGCAAUUUCAAAAAAAAUAUUACAUAUUGAGAUUUCUGAUGAGGUAAAGUUAGAAACUGUACUAUUUCGUCUGUGCUUCUAUACAAUACAAUAAACAAAUCAACAUGAA
Petromyzon marinus (sea lamprey) is the source of this 3485-nucleotide messenger RNA. It is a transcript of the gene BBS7, whose product is annotated as Bardet-Biedl syndrome 7. NCBI's taxonomy places the organism in Eukaryota, Metazoa, Chordata, Hyperoartia, Petromyzontiformes, Petromyzontidae. The record is from RefSeq and is a predicted model, not a curated record. Gene Ontology annotation, biological process: intracellular transport; non-motile cilium assembly; intracellular protein localization. Gene Ontology annotation, cellular component: BBSome; ciliary basal body; neuron projection.